Eubalaena glacialis (North Atlantic right whale) is the source of this 1521-nucleotide messenger RNA. It is a transcript of the gene BTBD16, whose product is annotated as BTB domain containing 16. Lineage: Eukaryota; Metazoa; Chordata; Mammalia; Artiodactyla; Balaenidae. The record is from RefSeq and is a predicted model, not a curated record. Bases 1 to 1521 code for a protein of 506 amino acids. The transcript has 15 exons.
AUGAAAAUGCUGAAUCCGCACAAACCCCAGCUGCAACGCCGGAUCGUUGGCUCAACCAACCGGUGGCGUUUCCCCAGAAAGCCUUUUGUGGGGGACCUGCUGGCGCUUUCCCAGAUGUGCAAGGCUGUCAGCGUAGACUUUGAUGAAGUUCUGAAGAACCCAGACAGGUUAUGCAUUUCACAAAUUCAGAAAAAUUUCACUGAGAAUUUGAAGAACAAGGCCAUCCAAAGCGGGGAGGCAGGUGUGAUUCUCGAAUGCCUUGGCUUCAGAUGGGAACUCCAUCAGCCCCAGCUUUUUCAGUCCGAGACCUUGACCAAGCUUUACAUGAUCGCUCUGGCCCGGGCCAACGCAAACCCGGAGAAGGAGCUGGAGACGCUUCUGCCAGCCCAGUUGCCCGGGAAGAUGAAAGAACAACGCCCCGUAAAGAAGAUGAUCGUUUCCUUGAAGAUCAAUGACCCUCUGGUCACCGAAGCUGCCUUCGCCGUGGCCCUGAAGAAUCUCUACCUGCGCGAGGUAAAGGUGAGCGUGGACGACGUGCUGGGUGUGCUGGCUGCAGCCCACAUUCUUCAGUUCUGCAGCCUGUUUCAAAGGUGUGUGACCACGAUGAUGAACGGACUCACGCCGAGCACCAUCAAGAACUUCUACCUGGCCGGCUGCAAGUACAAGGAAGAGCCGCUCACCACUGCCUGCGAGAAGUGGAUGGAGAUGAACUUGGUCCCUCUGGUGGGGACACAGAUCCACCUCCGGAAAAUCCCGCAGGAGCUGCUGCACAAAGUGCUGAGGUCCCCCAGGUUGUUUACUUUUAGCGAGUUUCACCUUCUGAAAACACUUCUUUUGUGGGUCUACUUGCAACUAAACAACAAAGCUCAGACAAUUCCGAUGUACGAAACUGUGCUCUCGUUUUUUAGCAGCUUCCCCAAGAAGUGUUCCUUUCUGGACCGGGAUGUGGGACAGAACUGGAUGCCGCUCUUCCUUUGCCUGCGUCUGCACGGCAUCACCAAAGGCAAGGAUCUGGAGGAGCUACGGCACAUUAACUUCUUCCCUGAAUCCUGGCUGGUCCGGGUUAUAGCCAACCAUUACCAUGCGCUGGAGAAUGGGGGCGACAUGGCCCACGUGAAAGAUCUUACCACCCAGGGGGUGAGAUUCGGGCUGCUCUUUAACCAGGAGUAUACUACACAUUCAAAAGUGAUCGCCAUAUAUGGAUUCUUCUUUGAGAUAAAGGGAAUCAAACAUGAUACUACUUCAUAUAGUUUUCAUAUGCAGAGAAUAAGGCACACCGACUUGGAAUUUGCCUCCUCCGUCUAUGAGCACAGCCCCAUCAGCCUGAGAGCAGAGCGCUUGGUGACGUACGAGAUCAGAGCCCAGACCCUGGUGGACGGCAAGUGGCGAGAGUUCACGACGAACCAGAUCAAGCAAAAGUUUGGGUUGGUCAAGUCGUCCUGCAAAAGCCACGCCUUGAAAAUCCAAACUGUGGGCAUCCCAAUCUAUGCAAGUUUUUCAUUCGUCUUCUCAUUAUCGUAA